Molecule: messenger RNA, 1119 nt
Organism: Cicer arietinum (chickpea)
Lineage: Eukaryota; Viridiplantae; Streptophyta; Magnoliopsida; Fabales; Fabaceae
Biological process (GO): defense response
Source: RefSeq, a predicted model, not a curated record
CACAGCAACGUUUCUCAAUCUCAAAACUCAUCAAUAAAAAAAUAAAAAAUAAAAAAAGAAUAUGGCAACACGCUACGAAGCUGAAGUGAAACUGUCAUCAGCUCGCGGGCUGAAAAACGUGAACUGGCGCAACGGCUCAAACAGACCAUACGCCGUCGUUUGGAUAGAUCCAAAGAACAAAUUCUCAACCAAAGUGGAUGAAAACGGCGACACCGAAGCCGAAUGGGACCAAACUCUCAUAAUUCCUUUACCACCAGAGCCAAUAGAGAAUCUCACUCUAUACAUCGAUAUCGUCCACGCCGGCUCCGAACAAGACACCAAGCCACUCAUCGGCUCGGCUCGGCUCCAGCUAGUUGAAAUUCUCAAAGACGUUGGGAUCGGCGAACGAGUUAGCCGAUCCCUUACGCUGAGACGGCCUUCAGGAAGGCCGCACGGAAAAGUAGAUGUUAAAGUUGUAAUUAAAGUACCCGACUAUCGUGGGUCGGGCUCUUAUUAUGCUCCUCCUUAUGGUGUCCCUCCACCCCCGACUACAUCGAGAGAUUAUGAUUAUAAUUAUAAUAAUAAUAAUUCCCUUGCAGCAGGGUAUGGAAACUCUUAUGGUGCGCCACAGAAUUAUGAUUAUUCUGCGGCACCACCAGCAGGAUAUCCUUAUAAUGCAGGGCCUCCGACUGCGGGGCCAGGUUAUGGGUCCACAGAGUAUGGGGCUCAAACGACGUCGUAUGGACAAGGAAGUAAUUAUGGUUAUGGACAAGUGGAGGAAAAGAAGAAAAGUAAGUUUGGUGGGAUGGGGGCAGGAUUGGCUGUAGGUGCAGUCGCGGGGGUUCUUGGUGGAAUUGCACUUGUGGAAGGUGCUGAUUUUAUUGAAGAUAAGGUUGCUGAUAAUGCUGCGGAGAAAGUUGAGGAUGAUAUUGGUUAUGACGAUGGUGGUUAUGAUGGCGAUGAUUUUUAGAGACUGAAAUUAAACUUGGGAGAUUGGCGUUUUUCUACCAAAGUAAUAAAGAAAAAGAAAGAGAGGAAAUAGUUGCUUUUACUUUGAAGAUUAAUUGAAUUGUGUGUAACAUUUGCAUAUGUGUGCAUGUAUUCUCUAAUUAAAUCUUAUUUUUGUUGGAUUUUCCGUGA